AUGAGUAAGAGAUACUUACAGAAAGCAACAAAAGGAAAGCUGCUAAUAAUAAUAUUUGUUGUAACUCUGUGGGGGAAAUUAGCAUCUGGGGCAAAUCAUCAUAAAGCUCACCAUGUUAAAACCGGGACCUGUGAAGUGGUGGCACUCCACAGAUGUUGCAAUAAGAACAAGAUAGAAGAAAGAUCACAGACAGUGAAGUGCUCCUGCUUCCCUGGGCAGGUAGCAGGUACCACCCGGGCAGCUCCUUCUUGUGUUGAUGCUUCAAUAGUGGAGCAGAAAUGGUGGUGCCACAUGCAACCAUGUCUUGAAGGGGAGGAAUGUAAGGUUCUUCCAGAUCGUAAGGGAUGGAGCUGUUCCUCUGGGAAUAAAGUGAAAACAACUAGGGUAGGUAUGAUACCAAAUUUACAUGCUACCAACAGCUGUGGCAGUAUUCGUGGAGCCAAAUGUGAGUGCACUACCUCAAAAUGCCAGCAGUGGAAGCUGGUAAUCAAGUGGGGAAAAAUCACCAAAGGAAUCUCUGACGCUUGGGACAAAGGCAGAAAACACAUCAGUACUGCACUAGCAGAGCAGCAGGUACCCUCAUAG
Messenger RNA from Cygnus atratus (black swan), 585 nucleotides. RefSeq names its product TAFA chemokine like family member 2 (gene TAFA2). The record is from RefSeq and is a predicted model, not a curated record. The transcript has 4 exons. Gene Ontology annotation, molecular function: receptor ligand activity. Bases 1 to 585 code for a protein of 194 amino acids. NCBI's taxonomy places the organism in Eukaryota, Metazoa, Chordata, Aves, Anseriformes, Anatidae.